Messenger RNA from Crotalus tigris (Tiger rattlesnake), 9892 nucleotides. It is a transcript of the gene SPTBN2, whose product is annotated as spectrin beta, non-erythrocytic 2. NCBI's taxonomy places the organism in Eukaryota, Metazoa, Chordata, Lepidosauria, Squamata, Viperidae. The coding region runs from base 352 to 7515 and encodes 2387 amino acids. Gene Ontology annotation, biological process: actin cytoskeleton organization. Gene Ontology annotation, cellular component: cortical actin cytoskeleton; spectrin; cell projection. The transcript is spliced from 37 exons. Gene Ontology annotation, molecular function: phospholipid binding; structural constituent of cytoskeleton; actin filament binding. The record is from RefSeq and is a predicted model, not a curated record.
CGCAGCCAGGGCUGGCGAGGCUGCUCCAUCGAGAGGCGGCGGCAGCAGCAGCAGCAGCAUCCUGCUGGCACGCCCGGGCUCUAUCCCGGCGCCACCUGUGAUGCUGGCGGAGGAGCAGCGGAGGGAGGACGGCGAUGCGCGCAGCGGGCGCGCCUUGAGCCGAAGGAGACGCCGGGCGCCCGUGGCAGGAGGCGGUGGCGGAGAGAAGUGAGCCGCGGUUUGGGGGCCGAAGGCCUUUGUAUGAAGACCGAGUUCUCAAAUAGAUACCCAACAAGGGGUGUGGUGUGCAUGUCGGAGUAAUAAAACCAGGUUGAUUUUUACAGGCAGACACUGCCUCCUGCUGAAACCACCAUGAGCAGCACACUUUCCCCUACAGAUUACGACAGCUUGGAAAUCCAGCAACAGUAUAAUGAUAUCAAUAACCGCUGGGAGGUGGCCGACGAGGACUGGGACAACGAAAACAGCUCAGCCCGGCUUUUUGAGCGCUCCCGUAUCAAGGCUUUGGCAGAUGAACGAGAAGCGGUACAGAAGAAGACGUUCACCAAAUGGGUCAACUCUCACCUGGCCCGGGUCACCUGCCGCAUCAGCGAUCUGUACAGCGACCUGCGAGAUGGACGCAUGUUGCUGCGUCUUCUGGAAGUGCUCUCAGGGGAACAACUGCCCAAGCCGACCAAGGGCCGAAUGCGGAUACACUGUCUGGAGAAUGUGGACAAAGCCCUCCAGUUUUUAAAGGAACAGCGAGUCCACCUGGAAAACAUGGGCUCCCACGAUAUUGUGGAUGGCAACCACCGACUCACGCUGGGCCUCAUCUGGACAAUUAUCCUCCGUUUCCAGAUCCAAGAUAUCAGUGUGGAGACAGAGGAUAACAAGGAGAAAAAGUCAGCAAAAGAUGCCCUCCUGCUUUGGUGUCAGAUGAAAACAGCUGGGUACCCAAAUGUGAAUGUCCACAACUUCACCACAAGCUGGAGAGAUGGCCUGGCUUUCAACGCAAUUGUCCACAAACACAGGCCAGAUCUGAUAGACAUUGAUACCUUGAAGAAAUGUAAUGCACAUUACAAUCUCCAGAAUGCCUUCAAUGUGGCUGAAAAGGAGCUGGGCCUUACCAAACUUUUGGAUCCUGAAGACGUGAAUGUAGACCAACCUGAUGAGAAAUCCAUCAUCACUUAUGUGGCCACCUACUACCACUAUUUCUCUAAGAUGAAGGCCUUGGCUGUGGAAGGGAAGCGGAUUGGAAAGGUACUGGACUAUGCCAUUGAAGCUGACAAGCUGAUAGAGAAGUACGAGAUCCUGGCGUCCGAUCUUCUGCAGUGGAUUGAGCAGACCAUCUUGACCUUGAAUGACCGGAAGCUGGCUAACUGCCUGAGUGGGGUGCAGAACCAGUUGCAGGCUUUUAAUACCUAUCGCACCGUGGAGAAGCCACCCAAAUUCACGGAGAAGGGGAAUCUCGAAGUUCUGCUCUUCACCAUCCAGAGUAAAAUGAGAGCUAACAAUCAGAAAGUUUACACACCGCGGGAAGGCAGGCUUAUUUCUGACAUCAACAAGGGUUGGGAGCGUCUGGAAAAGGCAGAACACGAGCGGGAGCUGGCGUUGCGCAAUGAGCUGAUUCGGCAAGAGAAACUGGAACAACUGACAGCUCGCUUCGACCGCAAAGCAGCCAUGCGUGAAACUUGGCUGAGUGAAAACCAGCGCCUCGUCUCUCAGGAUAACUUUGGCUCGGAUAUUUCAGCAGUGGAGGCUGCCGUACGCAAACACGAAGCGAUCGAGACAGACAUUGUGGCUUACAACGAGCGUGUGACCGCUGUGACUGCCGUGGCUGAUGAGUUGGAGGCAGAGGGCUACCAUGACAUCAAGCGGGUGCUGGCCCGCAAGAAUAACGUGGUGCGGCUCUGGGACUACCUCCGCGAACUGGUGGCCGUGCGCCGCGAGCGCCUCUUGCUUCACUUUGAGCUGCAGAAGAUGCUUCAGGACUUGACCUACCUCAUGGAUUGGUUGGAAGAAAUGAAGGUUCGCCUCCAAUCUCAGGACUUUGGGAAACAUUUGCAUGGUGUGGAGGACCUCCUUCAGAUCCACGCUCUGGUGGAAGCUGACAUUGCUGCCCAGGCCGAACGGGUAAAAGCCAUCUGUGCUGCGGCUCAGCGUUUUGCUACUCCGGGAGAAGGAUACAAACCCUGUGAUCCCCACCUGGUCCAAGAGCGAGUGGCAACGCUAAACCGGUGCUAUCAGGAGCUGGUGGCCUUGGCCGCCCAACGCCGCGCCAAGCUGGAGGAGUCGCGCCGCCUCUGGAAGUUCUUCUGGGACAUGGGGGAGGAAGAGGCCUGGAUCCGCGAACAGAGCCAGAUCCUCUCCUCGGAUGACUUCGGCAAGGACUUGACCAGCGUGCUGCGCCUUACCAGCAAGCACAACGCUUUCCGCGACGAGAUGACGGGCCGGGCCGGGCCGUUGCAACAGAGCAUUGCCGCGGGCCGCCAGCUGGUGGCCGAGGGCCACUUUGGCGCUACCGAGGUGGCCGAGCGCAUUCAGGAAAUUGAAGAGCAGUGGGAACAGCUGGAGACCCUGUCAAGCGAGCGGGAGCGGCGUCUUCUCCAAGGCUCCAACCUUUAUCAGUUCCAGGCUGAUGCCAACGACAUGGAGGCCUGGUUGCUGGACACUCUCCGCUUGGUCUCCAGCUCUGACAUGGGCCACGACGAAUACUCCACCCAGAGCCUGGUCAAGAAGCACAAAGACGUGGAGGAAGAGAUUCACAACCAUCGGCCGGCCCUGGAUGCCCUCCACGAGCAGGCCCGCAGCUUGCCCCCCAACUUUGCCCAUUCCCCGGAAGUGGACGGGCGCUUGCCCGCCCUGGAGCAGCGCUACGAAGAACUGGUGGAUCUGGCCGAGCAUCGCAAGCAGGCCCUGCAGGACGCGCUUAACCUUUACAAGAUGUUCAGCGAGGCCGACGCUUGCAGCCUUUGGAUCAGCGAGAGGGAGUACUGGAUCGAAACGAUGGACGUGCCGGAGAGGUUGGAGGAUCUGGAAGUGGUGCAGCAAAGGUUUGAGACCCUGGAGCCAGAAAUGAACAACCUGGCCUCUCGGAUCGCGGCCGUGAACGAGAUUGCAAGCCAGCUUUUGGGCGCCGAUCACAGGAACAAGGAGAGCAUUCAAGCCACUCAGGAACAGCUCAACAGCCGGUGGCAGCAGUUCCAGGCCUUGGCAAGCCAAAAGAAGGAGGCUUUGACCUCGGCCCUCAGCAUCCAGAACUACUUCUUGGAGUGCAACGAAACCAAGGCCUGGAUGCGGGAGAAAACCAAGGUGAUCGAAUCGACCCAAGAUCUGGGCAACGACCUGGCAGGGGUGAUGGCUCUGCAGCGCAAGCUGGCCGGCAUGGAGCGGGAUCUGGAGGCCAUCCAGGGCAAAGUCACGGACUUGCACGACGAGGCGGACCGCUUGGCGGCCCAGCACCCGGAGCAAGCCGCCGCCAUCUCCAGCCGGCUGGCCGAAAUCGACGGGACUUGGGACGAGCUGCGAGGAACCAUGCGGCGUCGCGAGGAAUCCCUGGGAGAGGCCAGCAAGCUUCAGGGUUUCCUGCGCGACCUGGACGACUUCCAGGCGUGGCUCUUGCGAACCCAGACCGCCAUUGCCUCGGAGGACGUGCCGGCCACCCUGCCGGAGGCGGAGCAGCGGCUGAGCCAACACGAGAGCAUCCGAAACGAGGUGGACCAUUACAAGGGCGACUACCAGCGCUUGCGGACCAUGGGGGAAGAAGUGACGCAAGGCCACACCGACGCCCAGCACAUGUUCCUUCAGCAGCGCCUUCAGGCCCUGGAUACGGGCUGGAAUGAACUCGGGCAGAUGUGGGAGAACCGGCACCAGCUGCUUUCGCGGGCUUACGGCUUCCAGAUCUUCCUGAGGGACACCAAGCAAGUGGAAGGAGUGCUCAGCAACCAGGAAUAUGUAUUGACUCACACCAGCAUGCCCAGCUCUCUCCAGGCUGCCGAGGCUGCCAUUAAGAAACACGAAGAUUUCAUGACCACCAUGGAAGCCAACGGCGAGAAGAUCAAAGGCCUGGUUGACUCUGGGCGGAAACUCAUUCUGGAAGACAGUCUGCACUCCGAUAAGAUCCAGGAGAAGGUCAAUUCUAUUGACAGUCGACACAGGAAAAAUCAAGAAGCAGCUCAAGAUCUCCUGGCCCGGCUUCGGGACAAUAGAGUGCUUCAACAUUUCCUGCAAGAUUGUCAGGAGCUCACCCUGUGGAUCAAUGAGAAGAUGCUGUCAGCUCAGGACAUGUCCUACGACGAAGCCCGGAACCUCCACACCAAGUGGCAGAAGCACCAGGCUUUCAUGGCGGAGUUGGCCUCCAACAAGGGCUGGCUUGAAAAGAUCCAGAAGGAAGGGGAGCAGCUGGUGUCAGAGAAGCCCGAACUGGAGCCCGUGGUGAGAGCCAAGCUGGAUGACCUUCAGAAGCUCUGGGAAGAAUUGGAAUCCAGCACCCAGAGCAAAGCUCGGUGCCUCUUUGAUGCCAACCGGGCUGAGCUCUUCACCCAGAGCUGUUCGGCCCUGGAGGCAUGGCUCAGCGGCCUGCAGGCUCAACUACACUCUGACGACUAUGGCAAGGACCUGACCAGUGUCAACAUUUUGCUCAAGAAACAGCAGUUGCUGGAGAACCAGAUGGACGUGCGGGAGAAAGAGGUGGAAGGGCUGAAGGCUCAGGCCUUGGCCCUCAGCCAGGAGGAUUCCAACACGGUGGAAGUGGAUGGGAAAUUGCGGACGGUGGAGGGAAAAUUUACGGAGCUGAGGGCGCCGCUGCGGGACCGCUGCAAGAAGCUGUUGGCCUCCAAAGAGGAGCACCAGUUCAACCGUGACCUGGAGGAUGAAAUUCUAUGGGUGAAGGAAAGGAUGCCGAUGGCCGUUUCCACUGAUCAUGGCAAAGAUCUGCCGACCGUCCAGCUGCUGAUUAAGAAGAAUCAGACUCUGCAGAAGGAGAUCCAAGGUCACCAGCCGCGCAUCAACGACAUCCUGGGCAGGUGGCAGGGCCUGGCCUGCAGCGGCCUGGAGAAGGAGCUUCAGGGCCGGGUCGAGACCCUCGAGGAGAUGUGGCGGGAGCUGCAAGACCAGGUAGCCCAGCGGCGCGGACGGCUGGAGAAAGCCCAAAUGGCCCAGCAGUUCUACUUUGACGCCGCCGAAGCCGAGGCCUGGAUGGGUGAACAGGAGUUGCACAUGAUCUCGGAGGAGAAGGCAAAAGAUGAGCUGAUUGCUCAAGCCAUGGUCAAGAAACACUUGGGAAUGGAGCAAGCUCUGGAAGAUUAUGCCCAGACCAUCCAUCAACUCUCCGUGCAGAGCCGGGACAUGGUGAAUAAUGGCCACCCUGAAAGUGAGCGGAUCAAUCUUCGGCAAGGCCAAGUGGACAAGCUCUAUGCCAGCCUGAAGGACCUUGCUGAGGAGCGUCGGGCCAAGCUGCAGGAACAUCUCCGUCUCUGCCAGCUGAAGCGGGACGUGGAUGACUUGGAGCAAUGGAUCUCCGAACGGGAAGUGGUGGCCGCCUCCCACGAGCUUGGCCAGGAUUACGAACAUGUUACGAUGCUGCGGGACAAGUUCCGGGAAUUCUCACGCGACACCAGCACCAUUGGCCAGGAGAGAGUGGACGGGGUCAACCGGCUGGCGGACGAGAUGAUCUCCACGGGCCAUUCCGAGAACGCCACCAUUGCGGAGUGGAAGGACAGCUUGAAUGAGGCCUGGGCAGAUCUCCUGGAACUCAUUGACACGAGAAGCCAGAUGCUGGCAGCUUCCUAUGAGUUACACCGCUUCUACCAUGAUGCCCGGGAGACUCUCAGCCAGGUCCAGAACAAACAGAAGCAGCUCCCGGAUGAAGCAGGGCGGGAUCUCAACACAGCUGAAGCCAUGCAGCGGAUGCACACGGCCUGCGAACACGACAUUCAGGCGCUGAGUGCUCAGGUAAAACAGGUGCAGGACGACGCAGCACGGUUGCAGAAAGCCUAUGCCGGGGAAAAGGCUGACGACAUUCGGAAGCACGAGCAGUCGGUGAGCGAGGCCUGGUCUGACCUCCUUAGCAGCAGCAGCGACCGUCGCCAACUCCUCGUGGACACCGUGGACAAAUUCCGCUUUUUCGGCAUGGUGCGGGACCUUCUGCUGUGGAUGGAUGACAUCAACCUUCAGAUAGAGGCGCAGGAAAAGCCCAGGGAUGUGUCAGCUGCCGACCUGGUCAUCAAGAAUCACCAAGGGAUCAAGGCCGAGAUGGAGGCCCGGACCGACAGCUUCAACGCAUGCAUAGCGAUGGGGGACGACUUGCUGGCUAAGGGGCACUAUGCUUCUGCAAAGAUUGUGGAGAAAUUAUCUCAGCUGCAGGAACGACGCAAGGAGAUCAACGAUAAAUGGCGAGAGAAAAUGGACUGGUUGCAAAUAGUUAUGGAAGUGCUGAUGUUUGGGCGGGAUGCCAGCAUGGCUGAAGCUUGGCUCGCCAGCCAGGAGCCAAUCGUGCGCUCCGCUGAACUGGGUGACAAUGUGGACGAAGUUGAAAACCUGAUCAAGCGACAUGAGGGCUUUCAAAAAUCGGUAGCCGCCUGGGAGGAACGUUUCCUGGCGCUGGAGAAGCUCACCACGCUGGAAGAGAAUGAACAUCGGCGGCAUGAGCAGGAAGAAACGAGGCAGAGGACGUCCCCAACGCCGACCCCAUUGGAACCCACCGUCAUGAUACCGCAGACACAGACUAUAGACGGGCAUCAUCAACCCAGCAGCACGCAGACCAAUGGGAGCCCUGGAGAGCAAGGCUCAGCUCUGGAGCUGCCAUCCCAAAAUGGACUCGGCCCUGAUUCUGAAUCUCCCCAGAUUUCAGAAUCGCCAGCUACAGUCAAUGGGUCACAGCUGGAUUCUGUAUCCAAGAGCAAAGAGCCCAGCCCACCCGCCUCACCUAAGCUCAGCUCCAAGCCAGCUGUUCUCAGCAUGGAUCCCGCUCAGUCGGUCACGCUUCCCCCACGAAUGCCAGACGACUCCGCCUCGGAGCAGAUGGGAGGAAUAUUAUAUCGGAAGCAGGAAAUGGAAUCCCAUGGCAGAAAGGCAGCUAACAGGUCUUGGCAGACCAUCUAUUGCGUGGUGCAGAAAAACAGCUUUGGGUUCUACAAAGACAGCAAACAUGCCAGCAACCACAUCCCCUACCACGGGGAAACGCCCGUCAGCUUGCAGGGUGCGCAGUGCAACGUGGCUCUGGACUACAAGAAACGCAAGCACGUCUUUAAACUCGGAUUAACAGACGGCAAAGAAUAUUUAUUCCAGGCGAAGGAUGAGGCAGAGAUGAGUACUUGGAUGCGAGUGAUCAAUGCCGCUGCUGCUGCUGCGUCGGCCCUCACCCCCCAAGACCCUGCGGAAGACCAGCCUGCGCUCAUCAGCAAAGGCAUGACGCGGGCCAUGACGAUGCCAGCCGGACCCCCGCACAGCGCCUCGGAAGGGACCGUCACCCUGCGUAGCAAAGAGGCGAAGGAGAAGGACCGCGAGAAACGUUUCAGUUUUUUCAAGAAGAAUAAAUAGGAGUCCUCGGUGGGAGAAGGGCAGGGGAGGGGGCUCUGCUGCCAUUGGCAAAACCUGUACAGGCCUGAGCAACGAUCUGGGGCGCGGCCAGGGGCUUGAGUUUGGCAAGGGGAGCCGGUUUGGGGAGGGGGCAUAACCAAAACGGCCGUCGCUCUUUACUUAAAUCCUGCAGAUUGCAUGAAGCAUCUCUGACGUUUUACCGGGAAAGACUUCCGUUCCGCUCUCUCCCCCCCCCUUUCCCCAUCACAAAGAAAAACCAACACAAAACAGGCCACAUCGUCUCAGUCGAAACAGGAGGGUGACACAGUGGCAAAGACGGUUGUGGCGGCGCCAAGUUGUGGGGGAAAGGCCUCCCCAAGAGUGGGGCAGCAGAUUGUCAGAUGCUGGACAUCUGGGGGGGGGAGGGAAGGGCAGGUCUGUGUGUCUGGGUGAACAGGCCACGGAAAGAGGUGGGCACGGGGCUGAUCCCAGACCGGUGUUUUUAACGACGCUGACAUUUUGUGGGUUCUGGUAGCAGUGACGCCACUGGAAGUCCCCCCAGGUACAAAAAUCGGGCUUCUGAAGUUGAUUCUACCUUUGCUGAAUUUCUUCCUCCUCCUCCUCCAUCAUCUGUGCUCCAAGGCUGUUAGAUUCCUUCCUCCCCCCCCCCUUGCAGGCAAAAUCCCAUUGGAAAAAGGUUGCCAGCCUACGUGCCACUUUGGCCCCGUGCCGUGUGCAAGGCCAAGAGAGGCGCCUUCUAAAAAAGCCCCCUUUAAAAGCCCUGCUCAAUUGUGGCCCACGCCUAUAUACACACACACACACACCCUUCUAAAAAAUCGAACUGAGGAUGCACAACGCAGUGCUGUUCGGCCCCGGAGCGUACACUGCUUGUGUGUAUAGUUAAGGAGUGCGCCUCCUUCUCCGGGAAACGAAGCCGGUCAGAGGACGCUGAGCUUGCAGUGCGCCUGGUGCUCUUCACGUGCAUUCCUACUGCUUCCGCAUCCUGGAGGCAGCAGAGUCUGGAGGCGGGAGGGCAAAAACAUUGGGGAAGGUGGCUAUGGGAGGCCCCCCCCCAGGACGAUACAUUCUGCAGCUGAGUCUUCGGACCUGGCUACCCCGCCCUCCAAACUUGCCUCACAGUGCCUAAAAGCUCGGAUCUCUUGGGCGCUCCAGAAGAUGGCGGGGGAUCUUCAGUUAAGAUCCCUGAUGCUCGCCAGAACUCCGAGCUAGAUCCCGCUCCUUCGGGCUCAGCCCCCAGGGACCAGCAAUCAGUGCCAGCCCCCUCUGCUUUAAAAAUCCCCUCCCCGUCCACACCACACGUGGCAGCGCUGUUAUAACCGAUCGGUUCUGGUUUGGGGGAUUCUUUUGGCAAACAUUCCCCGACUAGCACCAGUUUACUCUGGCAGAGAAAUCGGGAGGGCAGCUGUGGUGGAUCCCCCAAGCUUGGGAAGGCUAGUUUCCUAGCCCCCUCCCUCCCUCCCCUAGUGUCUAUUCUAUGCAAAAUUCAUCAUCCCACAUCUGUUUUUACUCCUUUUGUCAAGUCUCGGAGGGCACCCGAGUCCUCGGGGUUAGAACUAAACCACUCCCGCCAAUAAGGAAGAUUGCCAGGUGGUGGACUUUCCUUCUUCUCAGGCAGCCUUGCUAGCAGUGUUGCUCUACCAGUCGGUCGCCCGAGAGAUUUUAAGGUUGAUCUUUGCCUCCUGGGGCUACAUGCCACAGAUCUCCCCCUGCCCCGUGAGCCCACGCUCUGCAAAUCCUCACGAGUGGCAGAAGAGAACAGCUUGCAGGGCUUAGCUUAGAAAACAGAAAGGGGGAAUUUUUCCCUAGAACUGCUGUUAUCGCCUGCUCCACAGCUCUCUGAAAUUCUCAUUAAUCCGCCGGCAAGCACCCAAGUUGGCACAUUGGGUUGGCUGGACUCCUCUCGCCGUUGCUUGCCAGGCUGUUGUCAGCCAGAGCAGGACGACCACCACCCCUGCCCACCGGUCUCUUCCUCUCUCCCUGCCCUUGGUCCCUAACCUGGGUGUGCCUUCCAUUUGUCCUCGGACGUCGCCCUGCAUUGCCACCUCGCCUCUGCAGAAAGCAUCGUCUCUCUUCCCUUCAGGCACAAAGGACGCCAAAGCAGCCUUGGCGCACGGAUGGGGUUGCAGAAAGACCCAGAGGGAUGGCCGGCCUGCCUUCCGAUGCGCAGGGAUGUUAGUUUUUUUCUUUUCUUUUUUUUCAUGCUGCUUAGGGGGGGGGGGAGAGGCCUGGUCUACAAGUGAGACACCCUUGCCUUCUCGGCACGCCCCUCGUGGGCCCCCAGCAGUGUUCUCUGUGGUUGUUGGGGACUAAUUAUCCAUGUGUUUGCAGUGACAUCUGUUCCGAUAUUUUUUUUGGAGAAAUAAAAAGAAUGUGUGGA